Messenger RNA from Rhagoletis zephyria (snowberry fruit fly), 657 nucleotides. NCBI's taxonomy places the organism in Eukaryota, Metazoa, Arthropoda, Insecta, Diptera, Tephritidae. The record is from RefSeq and is a predicted model, not a curated record.
AUGGAUAAUGAUCGACGACAUGAGAAAUCUUGGAAUGAUCCGCCGAUGUUUUCUGUGGAGCAGCUGAACAAGGCUUCCGGCUCGGUUCCACUGAACAAGAGAUACCGCUAUCCACAGGCACCGGUUCAGGCGCCUAAUCAGAUGUACCAGCAGCAGCAGCAGCAGCCCAAUAUGGGCAUGACAGGUGGCUAUGGCUACCAGCAACCGGCGAACAAUCCUCAGCUAUCGUACGGACAGCCACAGCAACAGCAGUACCCGGGAGCCUUCUCCCCUUACGGGCCUGAUCCCAAUGCAAAUGCAGUCCGUGCAGUGCCAAAUGCGUCAGGCUAUCAAGCACCUCCGCCACCGCUGCCCAAUGUCAGUCAGCAUCAAGCGCAGCAGUAUCCGCAGCCGCAAUACGCUCCAAGUCAGCCACCAGCCAUAGCUCCAAAUGCUUAUCCUGCUGGUGCUUACGGUGGCGGAAAUCUGCCCAGUAAUCAGCCCAGUCAAAUCAACUACAACACUGGUCAGUACGGUGGCAACCCAGCGAGUAAUUACAAUGUUGCUAGUCAGUAUGGCGGUCAGCAGCAGCAACAGCAGCCUCUGACAGAGCCUGCUCCGCCGCAGAUGAACUACCAGUCUCAAGUUCCGCCGUACAACUCACAGGGAAGAUACUAG